Messenger RNA from Eleginops maclovinus (Patagonian blennie), 1463 nucleotides. RefSeq lists its product as uncharacterized. The record is from RefSeq and is a predicted model, not a curated record. Gene Ontology annotation, biological process: epidermal cell differentiation; regulation of transcription by RNA polymerase II. Bases 173 to 1018 code for a protein of 281 amino acids. Gene Ontology annotation, molecular function: DNA-binding transcription factor activity, RNA polymerase II-specific; RNA polymerase II cis-regulatory region sequence-specific DNA binding. The transcript has 4 exons. Lineage: Eukaryota; Metazoa; Chordata; Actinopteri; Perciformes; Eleginopidae. Gene Ontology annotation, cellular component: nucleus.
UCUGUACCUGCAGCAUGUCAAUAGAUACAGUUUGAGUGUAGGGACUGGAGGCAAGGGGAUGUUGGUCCUUAAAUCUACAAGCAGUGCUGAUAAAAGGAUCAGACGCUGAAUCUAAGAUAAAAAAAAACAGAUCAUAGCACUAAGGUAAGGGAAAAGAAAGAGAAUUCAAAGGAUGCCGAGGUCUUUCCUUGUAAAAAAGAAACGCGGGGCAUUUGGCGCCUGGCAAUGGAAAGAGUCAGAGCAGCUUGAGUGGAAACAAGAGAAUACAGUAGUGAGUAAAAUUGCUAUGGAGCAGAUAUCCUGCAGUCCUGACACCCAACAGCAUGCAGCUUUGAUUCAGUCAGAAGCCCCCUCAGGAUAUGGGACAGCAGCUGGAAGGAGAGAGUCAGUAGCUUCAGCAGGAUCAGGAGCACUUGGGACUGACAGCAGGCAUGAUUGGUCCACACUUAUGCUACGAGGCUCCUUCUACCAUCCCAGUACGCUGACACUGGUCAGCAGAGCCAAGCCCCGUCCCCCUUCUUCCCCUGGUUCAGGUGAUUUUAUGUGCUCACUGUGCCACAAGACAUUCCCCCUGCAGCGCAUGUUGACCCGUCACCUGAAGUGCCACAGCCUGGUGAAGAGACAUCCAUGUAGAUUCUGUGGGAAAGGAUUCAACGACACCUUCGACCUCAAGAGGCAUAUGCGAACACACACAGGUAUCCGUCCCUACAAGUGUGAACUAUGUGAGAAAGCCUUCACACAGCGUUGCUCUCUGGAGUCCCAUAUGAGGAAGAUUCACGCCGUUCACCAACAGUAUGCCUACCGCCAGAGACGCUCCAAGAUCUUUGUGUGUGAGGAUUGUGGUUUCACCUCUAGCCGCCCUGAUGAGUACUUCCAUCAUGUGAGACAGUGCCACCCCGGCAGUCCUGCCCUCCGAAGGUACUACCGCCGUCAGGCCCAUGAGAACAACAGCUUUGCUUCAGCAGAACGUAAACUCAACCCCUAUUUGUUGUACUCAACCCCUGCAUACUACAUCUAGGGUUGAUGCUAUUUCUGCACUUCAUUGUAUUUUACUUCACAUGAUCAGCGCUAAAACCGCUUUGUUGUUGUUUUUCCCUAUUGUAAGAACGGGCAGGAAAAAGCUGCCCUUGGCACCCAUUGAAAUUGGCACAAAGUGUUUCACUUUCACAUGAUUUUAAACUUCAUACUUUAUUGCUGCUUACCUCCAUGUGAAACUAAGGAGACAACAGCUGUAUUUGACAUGUCCAGGAGCUGCACAUACAAGCAGAGGAGGUAACCAAAGAAACCAAACAUGCCGUCACUGCAAGGCUCUGCACCUGCCAUCCCCCUGUGACCAUUGAAAACAUUUCCUACCAUGUGAAGGCAGCUUGAGGCUUAUUCUUUAGUUGUGUAUUCUCAUCUGUUUAUGUUAUCAACAUUUUACUCUAUUUUCUGUUUUGCAAUAUAUGUACUAUUAAAAUAAA